CGAUAACAAGCCGAUGAGGGAGAGACAGAAGAAAGCAAAAACCAGACACAAAGAAGAAGAAGAAAGUGAUCGGAGAAGCCAAACAAAACUCACCAUCUCAAACACGGAGACCCAACAAAUCUGAAAACCUCUUCCUUCCUUCCAAUCUGAGACUCCCUCAAAGGAGGUGGUAGAAGCGAAUCGGUAGAGCUGCCGCAAACCCUCUGUUCAUCUUCAUCAUCGGUGCUCUAACCCUUCCUUCACCUAUCUACCAUCUCCUUCCUUCUUUUAUCAUCUCUUCUUUUUUCGAUUCAAAGAUACAGAUCAAACCCCAUGCGGCGAGCAAGAGCCACCGCUGCAGCAGAAAAUCAAUCCCCGGCCGCAUGCAAGAAGCCGCGUGCGCCGAGAACGACGCAGCCGUCGCAGCAGCAGAAACCGCAGAUCAGAUUCCGCGGCGUGCGGAAGCGGCCGUGGGGGAGAUUCGCGGCGGAGAUCAGAGACCCGUGGAAGAAGACGCGUGUUUGGCUAGGGACGUUCGAUUCGGCCGAGGACGCGGCGAGGGCCUAUGACGCCGCCGCCAGGUCGUUAAGGGGGCCGAAGGCCAAGACGAACUUCUCUCUGCCGUGCGAUCCUUUCUACGGCGGCGAUUUCAACGACGACGCGAUUUGCUCCAAGAUCGAUGUGAUCCAGGCCAGCCGGCCGACCUCCAGCAGCCUCAGCAGCACCGUCGAGUCCUUCAGCGGGCCGAGGGUCAACUCCGGCAAGCCGCCUCCUUUGAAAGCCACGCAGCGGAGACCGGUGUAUCCGGUCUCGCCGGAGGACUGCCACAGCGAUUGUGACUCGUCUUCCUCCGUCGUCGACGACGGUGACGAUUGCGUCCUCACGUCGUCUUUCCGGAGAGUCCUGCCUUUCGAUCUGAACAUGCCGCCGCCGAUGGAUGGUUUUGAUUUUUCCGGCGACAACGUGGAUGACGACGAUCUUCGAGCCACCGCCCUCUGCCUCUGAUUUCUACAUGGAUCUAAAUCAUGGUCCCCCUCUUUAAUUUCCCUAUCUUAUUUUCUCGGGAAAAAAACAUCUUUCAAAAACAAAAAGGAAAAUCUGGUACUGGUGGCUGAGAAGAAUCUGAGUUUUCUUAAUCUGUCUUUGUUUUUUCUUCUUCUUUGAAACCUGCUCUGUUAGAGUAUUGUUGUUGUUGUAGAAUAGCUUCUGGGUGUUCUUCAACUUUGGGAUGGGUUACUGAAAUAUCAUCUGUACUAUUAAAGCUUAAUAUAGUUCUUGUUACAAAUUAGUGGAUCUGACUUCUGGGUCUGCCUGCCCUGAUGAUCAGACUUCACUCUUAUCAUCACCCAUCUUAUAUUUUAUCCUUUCUCUGUACAAAAAAAAAAUCAUCUAAAUCUAAACUAUCCGUAAUCUUAUGCUGUGUA
Molecule: messenger RNA, 1403 nt
Organism: Argentina anserina (silverweed cinquefoil)
Lineage: Eukaryota; Viridiplantae; Streptophyta; Magnoliopsida; Rosales; Rosaceae
Product: ethylene-responsive transcription factor 3-like
Exons: 1
Coding region: 313-984 (223 amino acids)
Biological process (GO): regulation of DNA-templated transcription
Molecular function (GO): DNA binding; DNA-binding transcription factor activity
Source: RefSeq, a predicted model, not a curated record